AUGGCGGGGGAGGCCCGGGCGGGCGCGGACGCCGCGCUGCGCCGCCUGCUGAGGCUGCACCGCACGGAGAUCGCGGUGGCGGUGGACAGCGCCUUUCCGCUGCUGCACGCGCUGGCCGACCACGACGUGGUCCCCGAGGACAAGUUCCAGGAGACGCUUCGUCUGAAGGAAAAGGAGGGCUGCCCCCAGGCCUUCCACGCCCUCCUCUCCUGGCUCCUGACCCAAGAUGCUGCAGCCAUCCUGGACUUCUGGAGGGUUCUCUUCAAGGACUACAACCUGGAGAGAUACAGCCGGCUGCAGCCCAUUCUAAAUAGCUUCCCCAAAGAUGUGGACCUCAGCCAGCCCCGGAAAGGGAGGAAGCCCCCUUCCGGUCCCAAGAUCUCAGUACUGCCGCCCAGACCCCCCACCAAGAGGAAGGCCCUGGAGGAGCCUCGAGCUGCCACUCCAGCAGCCCUGACCCCAAGGGGCACCUCCAGCCCAGGCUCUCAACUGAAGGCCAAGCCCCCCAAGAAGCCAGAGAGCAACACAGAACCGCAGCGCCUCCCACUCGGGAAUGGAAUUCAGACCAUGUCAGCUUCGGUCCAGAGAGCUGUGGCUGUGUCCUCCGGGGAGGUGCCUGGAGCCCGAGGGGCAGUGGAGGGGAUCCUCAUCCAGCAGGUGUUUGAAUCAGGGGGCUCCAAGAAGUGCAUCCAGGUUGGGGGAGAGUUUUACGCUCCUGGCAAGUCGGAAGACCCCGGCUGUGGGAAGAACAAGACUCGCAGCGGCAGCAGCCUGAAGCCUCCGAUCCGGGCCAAGGGUGCCCAGGGCACCACCUGUGGUGGAGGCGAGACAAGGGCAGGCCAGCCGAGCAGGGUCCCCGCCCCUCCAGUUCUCCCCAGUGAGCCCCAGCUGCACCAGAAGAACGAGGACGAGUGUGCCGUGUGCCGGGACGGCGGGGAGCUCAUCUGCUGUGACGGCUGCCCUCGGGCCUUCCACCUGGCCUGCCUGUCCCCACCUCUCCGGGAGAUCCCCAGUGGGACCUGGAGGUGUUCCAGCUGCCUCCAGGGAAGAUUCCAGCAGGUCCUGCCCUGGGCUGAGGAGCCCCAGCCCCAGGAGCCAGCUGCGGAGACCUCGGUCCUCCCGGGGCUGAGGUCGGCGAUAGAGGAGGCGAGGGGCCCGCCCCGGGAGCCCCCAGCCAGCGUGGACACUGCUGUCACCUACAAGCACCUGCUGCCCCCACCUCCUGCAGCCCCCCUAUCAGUGUUGGACCCCUCGGCCCUGCAUCCCAUACUGUGUGCAGGCCCGGAGGGGCAGCAGGGCUCAGCGGCCGGUGCGCGGUGCGGCGUGUGCGGAGACGGCGCGGACACGCUGCGGUGCGCGCACUGCGCCGCCGCCUUCCACGUUCGCUGCCACUUCCCGGGCGCCGCCAGGACCCCCGGGACCGGCCUGCGCUGCAAGUCUUGCGCCCGAGAUCCGGCCCCGGCCCCCGGGGAGGGGGCGCCAGCCCCGAUCCCCGCACUUCCGGCCCCAGGGCCCGCCAAGGGGGCGGAUGACUCUGCCACUCAGGAGCCUGUGCUGCACAGAGAUGACCUGGAGGCUCUCUUGAGUGAGCACUCCUUCGAUGGCAUCCUGCAGUGGGCCAUCCAGAGCAUGUCCCGCCCGCUGGCCGAGGCGCCCUCCUUUCCCUCCUGACCCAGCAUGGCCCAGGACGGCCAGGCAGCACAGGGCUGGCUCCUCCAUCCCACAUCAGUGGGUGGUGACUGUUCUGAGAGGGACCAAGGGGCACGCCCCCUCACCCCUGCAAGCUGGGCCAGCUCAGGACCAAGAAGAAUGGAAAAGUACCAAGUGCUGUCAGUGCC
Messenger RNA from Cynocephalus volans (Philippine flying lemur), 1838 nucleotides. RefSeq names its product autoimmune regulator (gene AIRE). The record is from RefSeq and is a predicted model, not a curated record. The transcript has 14 exons. Gene Ontology annotation, biological process: humoral immune response; regulation of transcription by RNA polymerase II. The coding region runs from base 1 to 1671 and encodes 556 amino acids. Gene Ontology annotation, cellular component: cytoplasm; nucleus. Lineage: Eukaryota; Metazoa; Chordata; Mammalia; Dermoptera; Cynocephalidae. Gene Ontology annotation, molecular function: translation regulator activity; DNA binding; DNA-binding transcription factor activity, RNA polymerase II-specific.